Molecule: messenger RNA, 576 nt
Organism: Caenorhabditis briggsae
Lineage: Eukaryota; Metazoa; Nematoda; Chromadorea; Rhabditida; Rhabditidae
Exons: 3
Source: RefSeq, a predicted model, not a curated record
AUCGAUCCCUUAAGUUUCAGAAAAGUUAUGCUCGAAAAACUAUUUGCGAAUACCUUUUUGGCCAGUACUGUAGAUGUAUAUAUAUCCGACAACUUGCCCUAUCAUGAAUUUCUGCGCCGCUAUGAAUUUGUAUGGAUCAUGACAACUUUCAAAGAAUAUAUCGGGUUUGCGGCGGUCCUAUGUUGUUCACUGGGCCAAAUUUUUGUUUUAGUUUUCCUUGGUUAUGUUUUAAUUUUGUAUGAGUUGGAAAGACAAGCUACAAGUUUAAGUAAGGAGGCCAGGAAGGAGUGGAAAGAGUUUAUUGACGAAAUUCGGAAUCAUGGUACAAUAAUCGUCAUUUUUUUCUGCACAAUUUCCUUGUCCUGUUUUGUCCAAUUUUUUGUCAAAGAAGAAACGGAUGUGUCUUUCCCUGUUGCAUUCGCAUUUUUGAUUUUUGUCAGUGCACCGAUUGCGGCAAACGUAUUAUUUCUGUGGAACGACCCUACUUAUCGGUCAAAACUAUUUGGCAAAUUUUUUAUUAAAAACAGGCGUCAACCGACAGAUAUAGUCCGAGUUGCAUCGAGAGAAAUGUUUUGA